Messenger RNA from Solanum dulcamara, 841 nucleotides. RefSeq names its product BI1-like protein. Lineage: Eukaryota; Viridiplantae; Streptophyta; Magnoliopsida; Solanales; Solanaceae. The transcript is spliced from 4 exons. Gene Ontology annotation, cellular component: membrane. The coding region runs from base 119 to 841 and encodes 240 amino acids. The record is from RefSeq and is a predicted model, not a curated record.
AUAAUUGUUAACUCAAUGAAAUAAUUAAAACAAGAGACUUUAUCAUGAAUGGUAAGAGGCCAAACUAGCCAAAUAAAUCACCUUCCAGGCAGAGAAAGGAAGAGCUAGCGGAAUAAAAAUGUUGGGAGUGAAAGGUGACGUAGAAGAAGGAAGUAUAACGUCGUCGUUGCUUCUGUAUCCAGGCAUUGGAAAUGAGGAAAAUGAGCUGCGUUGGGGUUUUAUUCGCAAAGUUUACUAUAUCCUCGCCUCUCAGAUCCUCCUAACCACCAUCGUCUCCGCUGUCACCGUCCUUUACACUCCCGUUAACAACAUCCUUCAUGGAAAAACCAUCCUCCUCAUUCUCCUCAUUCUACCUCUCUUAUUGUUGUUGCCCUUGUAUUUCUAUCGAAAAAAGUAUCCGUUGAAUUUUGUUUUCCUUGGCCUCUUCACUAUUUCCUUGAGUAUCUCUGUUGGUGUAGCCUGUGCUAAUACAGAAGGAAGAAUUGUGCUUGAAGCCUUGAUCUUGACAUCAGCUGUAGUUUUAGCUCUUACUGGUUAUACAUUUUGGGCAUCAAAGAGAGGCCAGGACUUCAGCUUUUUGGGUCCAAUACUGUUUGCUAGCCUCUUUGUACUUGUCUUGACUGGAUUUAUGCAGUUGUUCUUCCCUCUUGGAUCAACAGCCAGUUCCAUUUACUGCGCAAUAAGUGCUAUAGUUUUCUGCGCGUAUAUUGUGUAUGAUACGUACAAGCUGAUUAAGAGGUUCACCGAUGAUCAGUACAUCUGGGCAUCUGUCAAUCUUUACCUGGACAUUCUCAACCUCUUCCUAGACAUUCUGCAAUUGCUCAGGCCCCGAAACAACUAG